Messenger RNA from Anopheles coustani, 1474 nucleotides. RefSeq names its product putative methyltransferase C9orf114. The transcript has a single exon. The record is from RefSeq and is a predicted model, not a curated record. Bases 49 to 1329 code for a protein of 426 amino acids. Lineage: Eukaryota; Metazoa; Arthropoda; Insecta; Diptera; Culicidae.
UCGGAGCAUUCGUUUUGCUUUAAUCACCAGAAUCCAUUGGCUUCCAACAUGAAGGUGAAUCAGAAAAAGCGUCUAAAGGAACGAGAAAAGAUGGAGCUGAAGGAAAUAAAACGACAGAAACGCCAACAAAAUCUGUUAAAUCGUGUCAAAGAGCAGUUCGAGGAAAUAGAGCAAGAAAAGCAAGCGGCCUUGGACGAUGUGCCGGUACCGGUGGUGUCCGAAGACCAGCGUGUAUCGACGGUCAGCAUUGCCGUGCCGGGAUCAAUAAUGGAAAAUGCUCAAUCCCCAGAACUCCGAACAUACCUCGCAGGGCAGAUUGCACGAGCGGCGUGUGUUUUCCAGGUCGAUGAAGUCAUUGUAUUUGAUGACUGUGCGCCGCAUAACCAAGGCACGGAUCGAAUGGCAUCAAUAGAAACGUCGGAAGGUGCGACCUCGGCGAGACGUUGCUGCAUUCAACUGGCCCGCAUUCUGCAAUAUCUGGAGUGUCCGCAGUACCUGCGGAAGUACUUCUUCCCCAUACACAAUGACCUGAAGUAUUGCGGUCUGCUCAAUCCACUCGACUCGCAGCACCAUCUACGGCAGCUGAGUGAGUUUGUGUUCCGCGAGGGCAUCGUGACCAACAAACCGGUCAAGAUGGGCAAAGGUUCCUUCGUGAACGUUGGUCUGCUGAACGACGUGCGGGUCGAUGAUGUGCUGGAACCGAAUGUGCGAGUGACAGUAAAGCUUCCGGAGGGAGCCGAGUUGAAAUCGAGAAAGUUACGCGCAAAAGUGGUGCCACCAUCGCAGCCCCGUCAAGAGACGGGUAUCUACUGGGGAUAUACGGUGCGGAUCGCCAACUCACUGUCCCAAGUGUUCACCAAAAGCCCGUACAAAGGAGGCUACGAUUUGACCAUCGGUACGUCAGACCGUGGAACCAAUGUGCACGAGUUGGAGGCGAAAAGUCUCUCCUAUCGACACGCCUUGGUUGUCUUCGGAGGUGUACUUGGUCUGGAGCCGGCACUGGAAAGUGAUACCAAGUUGACGGUCGAUUCGGUGGAGGAUUUGUUUGAUGAAUAUCUAAAUACCGUUCCUGGACAAGGUUCCCGAACUGUGAGAACGGAGGAAGCCAUAUUGAUAUCGAUGGCAGCACUGGGUGGAAAGCUGCAUCCGGUUAACGCUCCAAAACCGUUCGCCUGUUUCGAUGCUAUCCCGCAGAGUAAAGAUACCGGGAUACAACAGUAUGCCUUCAAUGACGUACGGACAAAACCUAAAAAAACACCCAAAACCAGCGUUCCCGAUGCCCUGCCGGUAGUAAACGUAGUGGACGACUAUAUGUCGCGCUUUGACUAGAUCCAUUUUUUGCUUCAAAUAAACAUUUAUUACAUUCUACUCCUCCGUUGCUCCAUUAUUGAUAGCAGCGACCUGGUUGCGAAUUUGUACUACGACCUCCGAAAGCGCCUGUGGGUGAACGCCGGCCUCUAGCAGUUUGAUGCAA